Messenger RNA from Racocetra persica, 406 nucleotides. The record is from the annotation of a GenBank genome assembly. Lineage: Eukaryota; Fungi; Glomeromycota; Glomeromycetes; Diversisporales; Gigasporaceae.
UUACCAGAGUUCAAGCCAUCAACAUUCAAAUCCGACUCGUUCAAUAGCCGAAAUAAUGGGAGAUGAGGGGGAGAAAAAAGUAUUUGAACUUUUGGCUAAUAACAAAAAAAUCAACGAAGCCUUUUAUUAUUCGCCCACCGAAAACUUUCACCACCAGCAAAAAAAUUGGGAUCAACAAAUUACUCGCCAAGAAAAAAUUGCGGAGGAUUUUAAUUCCAGCAAAAAAAUUGUUUAUCUGGUCAGUUUUCCCACCGGUGAAUUGACCCAUGAUUUUAAGGUUUUCCUUAGCCAAAAGGGGACCAUUGAAUUACUAGUGGCUCACCAUGACAAGGUUCACACUAAAACUUGGAAAACUGAAUAUAAUAUUCUACGAGUAGAUGAAUCAAUUGCGGAAAAAGAAAAAUAG